Molecule: messenger RNA, 5173 nt
Organism: Diorhabda sublineata
Lineage: Eukaryota; Metazoa; Arthropoda; Insecta; Coleoptera; Chrysomelidae
Product: moesin/ezrin/radixin homolog 1
Exons: 9
Coding region: 136-2487 (783 amino acids)
Biological process (GO): positive regulation of protein localization to early endosome; regulation of organelle assembly; positive regulation of early endosome to late endosome transport
Cellular component (GO): microvillus; apical part of cell; adherens junction
Molecular function (GO): actin binding; cell adhesion molecule binding
Source: RefSeq, a predicted model, not a curated record
GUUGCAGCGUAUUUGUUUAACGUUUCUAUAAAAGUCUCCCAGAAGAAGUGUGCGUUAAAUUCGUUGUGGUUUUUAUAUUGAAAUUUUGUGUUUACUUGGUGAAUAUAGUUACGAAAGGAUUCUUUAUCUGAAGCCAUGUCGAAAUCAGUCAAAGAUCGAAGACCUCCGUACGAUGACGUCCUUGUAACGGCAAUAAGAGUCCUAAGUUUACAAAACGCAGAAAUAUCGGCGUUAAUCCCGAAAUAUUUCGGUAAACCCGAAGAAGAUAUUGCGAGUUGGUUAUUCAGGAUAGAAAAUUUGCAACAACGUUUCGGACUUACUAGCGACCACAUUGUAGCUAUAGCUAUAAGUAAACUUAGGGGAGGCGCUCUAACUCAUUUCCAAAGGAACGUACCGAUCAACCCCAGUUACGAUGAAUUUAAAGAAAAUAUGUUGGGGCGGUAUUUGGAACCGUAUUUUUCGCGAAGAAAAUGGCUUCGAGAAGAAAAUUUCUUAGAUUAUUUCGAAGAUAAAGUUACCUUGGGGGAAUUAUUGAAACUCGAUGAAACCGAAGUAAUUAAAUGUAUUAUUCAAGGUAUUUCCGAUAGGAAAGUGAAAAACCGUUUCAGAAAAUGCAAAUUUCAAACUAUCGAUGAGUUUCGACGAGAUGUAAUCGACGAAUUUAAACCGAUCGAAGUGGUAGAAAAAUCGAACGAUAUCGUCGAUGUUGAUUUAACGAAUAUGACGCGAAAACAGUAUACGCAACAUUCGUGGGACCUAGUCUCCGAGAAAAGGUCCGAUAAAUUGAAAAAACAGAUGAACGUGCGGGUCACAACCAUGGACGCGGAAUUGGAAUUCGCGAUCCAACAAACAACGUCCGGCAAACAACUCUUCGACCAAGUGGUGAAAACAAUCGGUCUUAGAGAAGUUUGGUUCUUCGGGUUGCAAUAUACCGAUUCCAAAGGGGAUCUCACUUGGGUUAAACUCUACAGAAAGGUAAUGAGUCAAGACGUGAAAAAAGAAAAUCCCCUGCAAUUCAAAUUCCGCGCCAAAUUCUACCCCGAAGACGUCGCCGAAGAAUUGAUCCAAGAUAUUACCCUCCGUCUUUUUUACCUCCAAGUAAAGAACGCCAUAUUGUCCGACGAAAUUUACUGUCCGCCCGAAACUUCGGUUCUCUUAGCCUCGUACGCGGUACAAGCGAGGCAUGGAGACUAUCAGAAGGCGCUCCAUUCCGAAGGCUUCCUGGCCAACGACCGGCUGUUACCCCAACGCGUUAUGGAUCAACACAAAAUGUCGAAAGACGAAUGGGAAAAUAGCAUAAUGACCUGGUGGAAGGAGCACAAAGGUAUGUUGCGCGAAGACGCCAUGAUGGAAUACCUCAAGAUAGCGCAAGAUCUCGAAAUGUACGGUGUUAAUUAUUUCGAAAUCCGCAACAAAAAAGGAACGGAAUUGUACCUAGGAGUAGAUGCUCUCGGUCUCAAUAUCUACGAAAAAGAUGAUCAACUCACUCCGAAGAUCGGAUUCCCUUGGUCUGAAAUCCGCAACAUCUCAUUCAACGAUAGAAAAUUCAUAAUCAAACCGAUCGAUAAGAAAGCGCCAGAUUUCGUGUUCUUCGCGCCACGAGUGCGCAUCAAUAAGCGUAUCCUCGCCCUUUGCAUGGGUAAUCACGAAUUGUACAUGCGCAGACGUAAACCGGAUACCAUCGAUGUCCAACAAAUGAAAGCGCAAGCGAGAGAAGAGAAAUUGGCUAAACAGCAGCAAAGAGAGAAGCUUCAAUUGGAAAUUGCGGCGAGAGAAAGAGCCGAAAAGAAACAGCAAGAAUAUGAAGAUAGAAUUAAAGCUAUGCAAGAAGAAAUGGAAAGGAGUCAAGCUAAUCUCCAAGAAGCUCAAGAGAUGAUUAGAAGGUUAGAAGAACAACUGAAACAACUUCAAGCGGCUAAAGAAGAACUGGAAAAGAGACAGAACGAGUUGCAAGCUAUGAUGGAACGUUUGGAGGAAAGCAAGAACUUGGAAGCUGCCGAAAGGGCGAAACUCGAAGAAGAAAUCAGGGCGAAACAGGAAGAAGUUCAACGUAUACAAGAAGAAGUUGAAGCUAAAGAUAGCGAAACUAAACGUCUACAAGAAGAAGUUGAAAACGCUCGACGUAAAGAAGAAGAAUUGAAACAACAACAACUCGCCAACGCGACCAAAGGUCAUUUGGAAGAGAAUGAUCACAACGAAGACGAUGAAAUGGUUAAUGGUGAUGUUAGCCAAGAACUUAAUACCGAUGAAAAUAUCGUCGAUCCUAUCGAAGAUAGACGUACGCUAGCUGAAAGAAACGAACGUUUACAAGAUCAAUUAUUGGCUCUGAAGAAGGAUCUCGCCCAAUCUCGCGACGAAACUAAGGAAACUGCCAUGGAUAAAAUUCACAGGGAAAACGUCCGCCAAGGAAGGGACAAAUACAAGACAUUGCGUGAAAUCCGCAAGGGCAAUACUAAACGUAGAGUUGAUCAAUUCGAAAAUAUGUAAAAUUUUUCUUUUACUUAACCAGCAUUAAUCAAACCAAUUUUAGAAAGUCCUACUAUAACAAAAUAUCAAUAUUAUUUCAAAUGCUCAACGCGAGAUAAUCAUUGUUCAAAAUCUUGUUUUAAAAAAAAUUACUUUUAAGUUUUUCUUUCGGUUCAGUCUUAAUUUACUUAAUAGCUAAGUAUUAUCCAAUCCUUAUAUAUAUAUAUAUAUUUGUUUUGAUAUGUAUUACGAGCCCUAUAGGCUCCGUUAAGUGGCCUUAGAAUUUUACUACUUUUCCGCUUUGUUACACUAUUCCGCUUUUUAGUAUAAUACUUACCAUAAAUAUAUUUAACGAUGUUAUACGAAAUCGAUUUUCCAGUUGUUUUGUGAUAACUAACAAAAUUUAUAUUCGGAUUAAUUUCAAAAAAAAAAAAUGGUUUUUCCAACGGAUCCGAACUGAACUGAAACCUAAAAAUUUACACUCCAGAUCUGCAAUAUACUUGGUCCGGUAUACGGGUACAAUCUAAAGAAAACUUAUAGAAAUAAUCUAAUCGAAAUUUUCAUCACUUGUUAUUUUUAUAUAAAUAAUUACAAAUAUUUUUUUUUUUAUGUAUAAUCUAUAUAUUUUCAUUAGAUCCCGAUUCUGGGCGAUAAUUUUCAUUUUGUUCGAAAUUCUCUUAAUAAAAAGGACGCAUUCCAAUUUUUUUACGAGUAGUUUUGCUAUUUUAAUGUUAGUGUGCCAUUCGGUGAUCAAAAAUAAAAUUGACUUUAUCCUUAUCCGUUGUCAGUACAAUAAUGUUUCCGAAAAUUAAAAAUUUCAACGCAUUCAUUUUUAUAUAUAUGCAGUAAAAACUCUCUUAACCUGAAUAUAGGAGAUACGAGGUGGUCAGUGUUCGACAAAGAAAUAUUGAAAAUACAUGUACCUGUAUAUGUUUCUUUAAAACAUAAUUCCGGUAAAAAUCAUUGAAAUCAGUCUAUUUCGCAGAAAACUUCAAAUAGCCGUUUCGAUAUGUUUCGUAAAACAUAAAUUUGACCCACUUUAUACAAGUCCUACUUUAACAAACAUGAUUCUGAUAACAUUCCGUGGUGGUUAGUGGAUCUAAGUUGAAAAAUUCUUGUACCAUCAUGUUUUUGGUAUUCACCAUGUAGAGAAGUUUGAAGUUUUCUAAAUUCCGAAUGUUUUCAUUUUCUAUUUCGCUGUUUACUUUAACAAACAUAAUUAUGAUCAAAUUAUGGGGUUGUUGGGGGAUCUAUGGUAUGAAAUUGCUUGUACUAUCAAGUAUUUGGUGUUCACCAAGUAGAGAAGUGUCAAAGUUUUUAAAUUCCGAUUGUUUUCAACUUAUUCCUCAUGUAAUCUCUUUAUUUUCGGCAUGGAAAGUAAUAUUUCCACGGGAAUAUUUAAGAGAUCUUUAAUUUUACCAUCUUUUGUUAAUUUCAACAAAGCUGCUCGCUGUCAUCCCUUUAAAUAAAAUUUCUGGUUUGAAAUUUUAUGUUUCAUAAACCUCCAUUACUUAAUUUAUUAAUAUUUAGUAUACAAAACUACCCUCUGCUAGGAAUGAACAGUCUGAAAAUAAAUGUAUAAUCCAGAUUCUUAUUUUGGGAAUGGAUUACGUUUUCCCUGGUACACUUUGUAUUAUUGGAUCAACGUUUGGCUUAACCUUUAGCUAUUUGAUUGCCACAUUUUUCCAAAAAUCGUCAUAUUCUACCCUUUCUAUCAUAUUUUCUUCAAUUGUACAACUGAUUCGUCAAAUAUAAAACAUUGGCUGAUUUCUUGACCCCCGGGGUUAUUUCACUUCCUUUUGUGUUGGGGUUGUUACGGUCGAGAGAGGUUUUACUGUAUUGCAAUCGUUAUCUAAUACUCCUAUAUGUGUUUCUAUUCUUCUUUUUAUUUAAUUUACCGAGGGGAAGCUACUUCUUUUUUUAUAGUUAAGUUUUAAUUACGUGCGCACAAGAUUCGGCGUAUAGUUAAUGAGAUAGGUGCUUACAUGUCCCCAAUAUAGGAGUAUUAUAAAUGGUCACGACACUUUAAAAUGUUUUAAUUUUAUACUUACUUGGCCUGGUGCUUCCCGGAAAACUAUUGAGCAACAUUCCGUGAAUAUCUAAAUUUUAUUUUUGAAGAUAAAUUGUAACAAACAUAUACUACUACACUGGUCCUUCGUGCCGGAUUAUUUGCAGUAUGGUUUAAUUUCUAACAAAUUAAAAUUCCAAAUUAUUUUUCAUAUAUUAUGUAGUUGCUCGAUAUUCUAAUGUAAAUAACAUUUUUUUUUUCGUUUAGUUUUUUUGGUUAUCAAAUUUGCUUGCAAGUCUGAGAGAAUUUGUAUAUAUAAAAAAAUGUAUACCACGUUGCCUUUUUGUAGAGUAGAUAAUUUUGGAAGAUAUUUUACACAUAACGUUUUUAAGUAUUGAUAUAAAAAAAUAUUUUGGUUGAGGAGAUAGUAGCGUUUUUAUUUACUACGAAUAGGGAACGAACAAAAGAGUUUUUCACACCGAAUUUUGGUGUUCUAAAAUAUCGCGAGGCCGAAAUUAUAAUCAAAAAUAUUUUAUACACUUUGAUGUUUUUUUUUAUUGUUAACUUUUUUUUGUCAUAUUGUCAAUUUGUAUAAUAAAUUUAAAACUACUCCAGUAGUUCUUCUCUAAUAUUUCUAUUCUGAAUAGUUUCAUCAGUUAUAUAUUUCUAAGGGUAAAUAUUAAUUAUUUGGAAUUAUUU